AUGGCCCCAAUUGAGUCUCUCUAUGGUAGGAGGUGUAGAUAUCCUAUAGGAUUGUUUGAGGUGGGUGAAGUUGCUCUCAUAGGUCCGGAAUUGGUGCAUGAGGCAACAAAGAAGAUUCGGCUUAUUAAAAAGAGGUUGAGAAUGGCCCAAAGUUGGAAAAAGUCUUAUGCUGAUGGUAGAAAGAGAGAUCUACAAUUUGAGAAAUUUGUUGGGGAUCCAACAUCCAUAGUUUACUUAGAGGGUUUGGAGGUUAAAGAGAAUCUUGCUUAUGAGGAGGUAUCGGUUGAGAUUUUAGACUGGCAAGUCAAAAAGUUGAGAAACAAGGAUGUUUCCUCUGUGAAGGUGUUACAGAGGAAUCAUUUAGUUGAGGGUGCUAAUUGGGAGGCUGAGGCAGAUAUGAAGUCCUGA
This is a messenger RNA of Solanum stenotomum, 408 nucleotides long. RefSeq lists its product as uncharacterized. The transcript is spliced from 2 exons. Lineage: Eukaryota; Viridiplantae; Streptophyta; Magnoliopsida; Solanales; Solanaceae. The record is from RefSeq and is a predicted model, not a curated record. The coding region runs from base 1 to 408 and encodes 135 amino acids.